GGGAAAGGCGUGGAAUUGGUGGAGGCAGUCAGUGGCUCGCCGCGCGCCACAACGACCGUCAGAUCUAGCCGUUCAGUUUUUCCACUUGUUACCGUAUCGUGCUCCCUUACCGUUCUCUUCUCUUCUCUUCUCUUCUCUUCUCCACCCUCCUCCGUUUUUUACUUUUUUCUCCUUCCCGUUUUUUUCUUUUCUUUAUUCUCCAUUCCUCCCUCGCUCUGUGCAUCACAAAGGAUAUCGCGCGAAACCCCACGUUCGAACUCUCCGGGAUAGUGAUCUGUGAUCAAGUGCCUCCGCCCGGUGUCCGGCCGAUCUUGAUACAUAGUGCUUUGGAAAAUGAAUGCGUUGGUUACAGUGUGAUAACGAAACACGCACGCGAUGUUUGAGUAACGAAGAGAUUCGAUAGAUCGUAGUUGUGAGUGAGGGGAGAGGAAAAAAGAUAAAGGAGAGAAAGGAAGAAAAGUGAAAUACUAUGUAUAGUCUUGGGAUGAGAGAUAUCGUUCCUUCGGUUGUUUCGGUUGGGGAAAUGUGACGAAUUUUUGCUUCUUUUAUUUUGGUCUCUUCUGUGAUUUGUGUGCAAUAAUAAACCAAUAAUGUGAAAUACCUCCGCACGAUACAGGUUUUUCGACUCGAGAAAGUUUCGUGGAAAUUUUUUUCCCAUGCAUCGGAGAUUAUCCUCCAAAGGUGUGUGCAUGUCUCGCGUGCGCGAGGCCGGGUGAAUAAGCGUAGGCGUUUCGUGUGACCGAAAGUGUAGCAUGGCUUAAUCCGAAAAAUUAUAAUUGCAGAUUCGCGACUUGUGCACACUUUUGCACGCCUGUAUUUUGAAUACAUUAUACAAAUUGAACGUUGCACAAGUCUUUUCCCUUUACCUCUAUGAAAUUUCAUAACUUGUACUUGCGCCUGCUUCUUCUUCGACACUCCUUUCAAACUUUUCCAUUUUUUUAAGUUUAAAGUGUGCCGACCGCCUCUCCCGGUGAAAUUGGAAGCCUUUUUUUUCGCACACGGGAAAAGUUAGUUAAAAAACGCCUCGUUUCGUUCGGUUCAAACACGAUAAAUUCAUCGAUGCCAAUUACGCGAGUCUGCGAACGUGACGAAAGAAAAAUAGAAAAAAAGGAAAAAAUGGAAUGAAUAUCAAACAGAGUGGGACCCUUUGCACGAGACCGAUCUAAUCACAAAACGCGAUUAAUCUUCGCGAGAAGUUCUUUUUGUCCCGGAUUGUACAUUCGGAUACGCUAACACGUUCGUCGAUGUUAAUUUCAUAUCGUGAACCGCGAGAUUUUUCCUCGUCGAACACCACGGUCUCACGUUCGUACAGAGAGAGAAAGAGAGAGGGGGAAAACAUUUACAUCCAGCUGUAACAUCUGUUUACGUGACCAGUGUGACUCGUGAACAAGCUCCCCACGGAUGUGGCACUCAGUGGUGAAUUUUCGAAGGAUGUGUUGCAGUAUGCCCGCCGUCGAGGCGAGGAGCCACGCUCUCUAAUCUGGAUUAACAAGGGUGCGAUUAUACGCGGCGCAUUUGGAGAUUCGUUCACACGCCAUAUUUUCGCAUCGUGUUUCACCGUGCAUCGUUCCCGAUGUGGAAAAGACGCGUUCAUCCGUGAACGAUCGACCGUGAAGCUCCGAGAGCAUGGAUUAAUUCACGGGGAUCGACGUCGACGUAAUAUCGUUGUAUGAAUUUCAAUUCUUUCUUUCUUUCUUUCUUUCGUUUUGUUUCGUUUCGUUCUCUAUAUUCAAAAAGCCUCUCCUUCGCGAGAAGCUGAAAGAAGUGAAAAAAGUGACCGACGCUCGAGUUCCGUUCUCGUCCACGAUCUUGGGAUAAUAAUGUUCGAAGGAAGAGGCGAUCGGUCGUUUUGUUCGCCUCUGUUUCCCGCUUGAUGAAUCUCCACGGACUUCAAAGAAGGAACGAGAAGAAUCUCUCCGAUGCCAUCCUCCCCCGUAACUUUUCCAGGCCGCGGUAAGAAAGGACCGAUUCGGGGAUCCUCUUAAUAGAAUUCAACCAAAGAAAGGGAAAGAGAGAGAGAGAGAGAGGGAAAAGAAAGAAAGCUCGGGUGGGAUCGACAAGGUCUUCUUGUCGUGUUCGGAUAAAAGAAAUCUCGGACACUUAUCGAGCCUUUCUCGUCCAGUUGCUUCGAGCGGACCUAAAUCUUCUCGGAGCCGGUUUACACAACUUUGAGAAGAGGAGGGCGCGUUUAUCAAGUCGGAGGGGAGGGGGAGGAGGGGAUCAAAACCUGUGUAUUCGACGAAAGGAGGCUGAUUCACUCGUGCGUAUCAAGCGGAAGUGGAGAAGGUUGGCCGGGAAGUGCCGCCUCAAUGGGAGUGGAUCCUCGUUCCGGAGGGCCGCAUUCGGGAAGAAGUCGCGCAGCUCGAUGGACCAAGGGGAAUCGACGGAGCGAGGAGACACUCGUGGUUGAAGCGUGGUUCGGUGGUGGAGGACACGGGUGGCGUUGGACGGGACGGCUCGUCGCGAUUUUCCCCGGGUCGUGUUGGGUGGGAGAGCAGAUGGGAAAAAACGGGUCGACGAGUGAAACUCCGCUACCGACCUCGAGCGAAAAGUUAACGCCUGUUGUUCCGCCACGGACGAAUCUUUUCCACUUUUCUAAGUGCGCCGUUCGCCGACUAUAAACCGGAGAGAGAGAGAGAGAGAGAGAGAGAGUGUGCGCGUCCAUUGAAGCCGGGGCUUCAAUUAGCCGUAAUCGUCUCGCCUGAUGCGAGACCCAGAUGCGAAGUUUCAGCGGCCACCAUUCGGAGGUUUCAUUGGAUCGUUAGCGUCGUUCAACCUUCUGGUGGACACUGGUCGGGUCGGGCUUCGACAUUGGCCCGGCGUAGCUGCCGGAGAGUUAAUGAAAUUCAGCGAGAUUUUAGAAUUUUUGUUUUUUAGAAUCGAGAUCUGCCGGAUUAUCAUUAUCGCAUCUCGUGAACAACAAUCGUGCCUUUAAAUGAUCUCUCAACAAUAGAAACGAAAAUUCUUUUGCAAAUUCUGCGAAUCAUUCUCCCUUUUUUACUAUAUUAUUGUUGAACGAGAUAUAAAUAUAUAUAUAUAUGAGAGAGAGAGAGAGAAAGAGCGAGAAAGAAAGAGAAAGAGAGAAAGUUGCCGCUUCAAUCCUAAUCCUGACGAAUCUCGCGCGUUCGCGUUGUCAGUGAAAAAUGUGGAAAGCAGCUGGAGGAUACGGGGCACGGGAUCUUCCAUCUGGACAAAUUCGUGGAACGAGCGUGCUCGUGGUUAGGAAUCAAAUCGAUGGAAGCACCGCUUGAGCCGGCGGCGCGUUGAAAUGGAGGUGAAGUAGGAUUACUUCGAUACUUGGAUAAUCCAAAGAAGAAUGGAGGUAGAGCGACGAAGAAUUUACGGCGGAUAGGUUCCAUUAACGGCGAGACAAAUCUCGAUGCGACUGUGACGAACUGAGAAUUGGAUUCUGACGAUCACUCGCCCCGAAGAGAGGGGAGGGGGGGAGGGCUCGUGUCUGAGGAACUGGGGAAUCGUCGAGGGAUGCAAUUUUCAAUGGAAAGAAAUAUAUUACAUGUAUAACAGAGAAACGAAACGCACAAAAGUCUGGUAAUAUUAUUUAAAUUCUCGAGAAAUUGAAACGAUGAGUAAAAUCGAAAUCUCCUUUAUAAAAAAGAUAGAAAUGAAUUCGUAAGAUUCAAUCAAGGGAACAAAGUAGUUAAAAAAAAAAAAAAAAAAAAGAAAAAAAGGAAAGAAAGAAAGAAAAUUCGACCUAUCUAAUCGAAAAUCCCGAUCAUCCAGCGAUCCAGAAAAUCUUGAACGUCUCGAGAAACGAAUUUGAAAAAGAAUCUGAAUUUACUUCUCGAAUUAACCUUAUCAUCGAAACAAAAGGUUUCGAAACACGGGUGAAACGUUGCUGGAUAUAAUAAUCGAGCAACGAUAAUCAGCAGCGAUCAGGCUGGAGGACGAAAGGGAGGCAUUGUUCGCAAAGAUUUCAGUGCUAUGCAUCGUGUUGGCUCCUGGAGCCUCGAUGACCUUGACUCAGCGAGCAUGAAGCACCCAUCGAGGUCACCGGGACUUGAGAUUGCUAUGGCACUGUUCGGCAUGGUCUGGCUGCUGCGUGUUCGCUCGGAGAUGCGUCGUUGCUCGAAAUGCCGGCACGAGGAGAUCCUUGCGGCCCAGCAACAGCAGCAGCAGCAGCAGCAACAACAACAACAACAGCAGCAGCAGUUGCAGCAACAGCAGCAACAUCAUCACGUGCAUCAUCAUACGCAUCAUCAGCAACGUACGCUGUCGCAGACCAACAGUCUGCUGCAAACUCCUGACGAAGCGGUCAGUUCCUCGGCAAACACUCUGUUCACUUUGGACACGCCUGGCGCCGCAGGUUCCGCCGGAAGUUACUGCGAGGUGCAUGGAUUCGUGCAGGCGAAAGAAGAUAUCCAGGAGUUUUACGAGCUGACGUUGCUCGAUGAGUCGAAAUCGGUGCAGCAGAAAACGGCGGAGACGAUCCGCAUCGCCGACAAAUGGGAAGCCAGCGAUGGGCCAAUUACGCCGACCUUCGCUCAAAAUGACGGUGGUCCAGACUUCCCGGUGAACCAGACUCUGUCGAACAUUUAUGGCCGUAAGUCGGCCAGUCCAGAGGCUCCAGACCACGUAGACGAAACUCAGAAGACCCGUUACGCUGGUGGAGGAGUAGAGGAGCAGCUGCCGCCACCGCCGUCGCCACCCCAGUUGAAAGAGGCCAGCCAGUUGGAUGGAGUUCCUAGACCGAAUUCGGUCGAUCGUAUCCUACAUCCCGACGGUAGCCAGCAUAUCCUAACUAGCCACGAUACUCUGAACAAGAGUCACGACAGCUGGCAAGGACACGACGGAGACCAGGCACACACGCCCCUACUUGCGGCUGACACGAGACAUGUCAACGGGGACGAUGACUGGGAGUACGAGGAGAUCGUGCUCGAAAGGGGUGGCGCCGGGCUUGGUUUCAGCAUCGCUGGGGGCACGGACAAUCCACAUUUCGGCAACGACACUGCCAUUUACAUCACGAAACUUAUACCCGGCGGUGCCGCGUCCGCUGACGGCCGUUUACGCGUCAACGACACGAUACUCCAGGUGAACGACGUUUCCGUAGUCGACGUACCACACGCGGCUGCCGUCGACGCGCUCAAACGGGCAGGGAACACCGUUAAACUAUACGUGCGCCGACGGAGACACACGCAGCUGAUCGAAAUCGAGCUAAUUAAGGGUAACAAGGGACUCGGUUUCAGUAUCGCCGGUGGUAUCGGCAAUCAGCAUAUACCUGGCGACAAUGGGAUCUACGUAACGAAAAUUAUGGAGGGCGGUGCCGCACAAGUGGAUGGCCGUCUUGUCGUUGGGGACAAAUUGGUGGCCGUCAGAAAUGCUCUGCAGGGCGACAAGAACCUGGAGAACGUGACGCACGAGGAAGCGGUGGCGACGCUCAAGGCGACCCAGGAUCGCGUGGUCCUUCUCGUGGCGAAACCGGAAACCGGAAUCGUGCCGCCGCCACCACCCCCAAUAGCCUCGGACAAUUCGCUCUCGCCGCAACCACGAAAACAAAAUGGUUCCGUGUCAGCGCUGGAGAACAACUCGACGCUGCCGUAUUCACAGGAAUCACGUCACGCGUCUUCUCUUGCUCUCCAUGGAGCGGCCACGCCACGAGCAGUUUCUCAGGAGGACGUAUCACGAGAGGUACGUACAGUCGUGCUCAACAAAGGCUCCUCCGGACUGGGUUUCAAUAUCGUCGGUGGCGAAGAUGGCGAGGGAAUUUUUAUUUCCUUCAUCCUAGCCGGAGGCCCGGCCGAUCUCAGCGGUGAACUACGUCGUGGCGAUCAGAUACUCAGUGUCAAUGGCAUUAAUCUUCGGACAGCCACCCAUGAAGAGGCCGCCGCGGCCCUUAAGGGCACCGGGCAGACAGUGACGAUCGUGGUACAGUACAAGCCCGAAGACUACAACAGAUUCGAGGCAAAGAUCCAUGAUCUUAAACAGCAGAUCUCUCAACAGAAUUUGAUGACAGGCACUCUAAUGAGGACUUCGCAAAAGAAAUCGCUUUACGUUAGAGCGUUGUUCGACUACGAUCCUAACAAGGACGACGGCUUGCCGAGCCGUGGUUUGGCAUUCCGUUACGGUGAAAUCCUACACGUGACGAAUGCCAGCGACGACGAAUGGUGGCAAGCCAGAAGAGUGACUCCUCAGGGCGAGGAGGAGGGUCUCGGCAUAAUACCGUCGCGCAGACGAUGGGAACGGAAGCAACGCGCCAGAGAUCGUUCCGUCAAGUUCCAAGGCCACAUGCCGGUCAUCCUCGACAAGCAAUCGACACUGGAUAGAAAAAAGAAGAACUUCUCGUUCAGCAGAAAGUUCCCGUUCAUGAAGAGCAAGGACGAUAAAUCCGAGGACGGUUCGGACCAGGAACGGUCGCCCACGACACCCGAGAACGAAAACGAUCCUACACCAUUCAUGCUGUGCUACACCCAGGACGACACUAACACCGAAGGGAGUAGAGAAAUUUUAUAUCGCGUCGAACUGCCUUAUAUGGAGGAACUGACGUUAGUUUAUCUGGAAAAGGAGGACGAUGACAAUAAUGACGAGAUUAGCAGCGAAGAAAACGUGCUGUCGUACGAGGCAGUCCAGCAGCUCACCAUACAGUACACACGACCUGUCAUUAUCCUCGGUCCUCUCAAGGAUCGCAUCAACGACGACCUCAUCUCGGAAUUCCCCGACAAAUUCGGCAGCUGUGUGCCACAUACAACGAGGAGUAGAAGAGAAUACGAAGUGGAUGGACGUGAUUACCAUUUCGUCGCAUCUAGGGAACAGAUGGAGAGGGACAUUCAAAAUCAUUUGUUCAUAGAGGCCGGACAGUACAAUGACAAUCUUUAUGGCACGUCUGUGGCAUCCGUGCGAGAAGUCGCUGAAAAAGGAAAACACUGUAUUCUCGAUGUGAGUGGAAACGCCAUCAAGAGGUUACAAGUGGCGCAGCUGUAUCCUAUCGCCAUCUUCAUUAAACCAAAAUCCGUGGAAUCAGUUAUGGAAAUGAACAAGAGGAUGACCGAAGAACAAGCGAAAAAAACGUAUGAACGAGCACUGAAAAUGGAGCAAGAGUUCGGAGAAUACUUUACUGCCGUGGUGCAAGGCGACACACCGGAGGAGAUCUACGUGAAGGUGAAGGAGGUGAUCGCCGAGCAAUCAGGCCCGAACAUUUGGGUACCGUGCAGAGACCAGCAACUGUGACGUCCUGCCCCCCACGCUCAGCCCGGUCCAAACGCUUGGACCCUACCUCCGAGGCGUCAAGCUUAAUUACUCUUAAUAAAAAUAACCGAGUAACUCUCUAAUGCCUUCCCCGUUCCCAUCCUGAAACCCGUCCCACCUCACUCCACCCCUAUUGCCCUGUUUCACACCCAAUCGAGUAGCACAAUGUCCCAGUUAAGGCAUUAGCCGCGCACCAAGCUCGUCGAAAAGAAAAGACUUUGUAUCGUGUAAACGCUGAAAGUAAUACGAGGAGGAAUAAUAUGCCCGCAAGCUUCACUGGGAGGCGAUUAUUAGAUUAAGGAGAGGAUUAAAGAAAGAAUAAUAAUAAUAAUAUUAAUAAUAAUAAUGGAGUAUGUUUCGAAAAAGAAUAUUCAGAGUCUCUCCGCGAGUCGUUCACGCCGUGAUAAAAUGUUUCAUUGUUAAUCGAUAAAAUUAUUGUUGAUAAAACGAUAAAACGAUAAGAUAAAGGCGUGUUCUAUAAUUGUUAUCCGUUUCGAUGAGAGACAUCUGAAUAUUUACGUUUUUAAGAAAGAUUGUUAGGCAGAGGAUACAUACAUACAUGUUAUAGCGUUAAUAUCAGAAGUAUUUCGUCGUAUCACGAUGUUUUCUCAUGAUUUCCAUGUGACGAGUGGAUUUGUUGAGUAAAAUGUGAAAAGACCAUCGUCGUGUAUGCGUAUCUUCGCGUUGAAUUUUGUCACUGUGUUAGGACGUCAGAACGAAUACACGAUAUUUCGAUUAUUGAACCGAUUCUUCUUAUUGCGACGAAAAUAUUGAACACGUAGUCGUUUUAUAACGCUAAAUACUAAUCCUGAUUUUCGUUAUAAAAUCAAAAGGAUACAUGAUCGUGUAUUCGUAUCGGAGAUGAUUUUAAUGUAUUGACGACAACUCGACUCGGCACGACGAAGCCGACACGUUGAGGAGUUUUACUGAAAGACUCGCGUCGUAGUUCUUCUUCGACUGAUUGCGAACUGCGAUGCGUAAUGUGUAUGUUACAUUGUAUGUAUACAGUUCACGUUUGGAAACACGAUGAGAGAGAGAAAAAGAAAGACGAAUAACAAACGAAUGAUCGACACUCGGUUGAAGUCGAAAAAGGUGAAACGAAAAAGAAGAACGAGCGAAAAUAAAAUAAAGUAAAAUAAAAUAAAAAAAGAUAAUAGAUGUUUAAGAUAGAUAUUCGUCGCGAUUUUUUGUAAGAUGCGCACAGCACUUUAGACGCUUAUAAACAAAGAAUUUUCACGCGCAAAUCGCGACGAUUAAACGACAAUGAGAUGAGACAAAGUACGAGAUACGCUGAGAAAAUAAAGUAAACGGAAAUAAAAAAAAAAUCAAUAAAAAAUAAUACUUGGCUUCACCGAACAUAUUAAUACAUGUAUAGCUUGGUCCGGUUAAUUCUGAGCGAAGUAGCGCGGUAUUUUUUAAUGUACUUAAUCGCAAUAAAAAGCGAACAAGAGACAGAGGGGGGAAUCGGAAAGAUUCGUUGCCUGACAAAGCGAAACUCGUACGUAAGAUGUAUUAGCAGGACAAAUGAAAAGAUAAUAUAAAGGGAAACUAGAAAAGCGAGAAUUAAAAUUUUUGUGAGAGAAAGAAAGCGAAAAUGGAAAGAAAAAAACAAAAUAGAGAAAAAGAACAAGAUCCAGACGCAUGUUACGAACCUCACGAUUCAUCAAACCUCACAGGACAAAUCUCUAGAUGCUAGAAUAGCGAUAUAUAAUGUUUUGUACAGCUAGAUUACUAAGCCAGUACUGGGUUAUGUGCAACAUUAUAUAUAUGUAUAUAUAUAUAUUAUAUAUAUACAUAUAUAUAAUAUAUAUAUACAUAUAUAUAAAUAGAGAAUGCGCGCGAGAAAAAAGCAGAAACGAGAUCGCGAGGAGAAAAAGAAUGAACGCUAUUGUAAUUUAAAUACCACUACUAAAUUAUUAUUACGAUAUAGUAGGUAUAUAUAUAUAUAUAUAUAUAUAUAUUAUUGUAAAUACCUAUACCCGAGAUAAUCGAGAUGGUAUAUGGUGGUAGCGUGAAACCAUGGACGAAGUUCGGUCGUAAUAUUUUCUUGAUCGUGUCGACCCACAGAUGUAUGAUGUAACGACGUUUGUAUUAAAUUCGAUGCAAAGAGAGAACCGUUACUUUUGCAUUUCGCUUUCUACGAUUGGUCUAUGCCAAUCCAUAGAAAACUGAAUGCGUAUACAUGCGUGUAUAGAUAAGGAAAACUGGACGGGUUUUAAGACAAUAUCGCAAAGAAUCGCACUGUGUAACAUCGUGAAGAAAAGAAAUACGUUAUCAUCUUGACGAUAAAUACGAAACAGGUUUCACUCCACCCAGACCAACGAAAACGCCUCGUAUCGAACCAUUUUCACAAAGGCAGUUGGAUAACGAAAAUAUCACGAGAAAACAAAUCAUUGAAUGGCAUCUUUUCGAUCACAUCAUGUCGUCGCGUUAAAUCGAUAGAUUUGGUAUAGAGGGAAUGCGAUAUAAUCAAGAUAAUUGCUCGUCGAUUACAUAUAGUACUUAUACGAGUGAAUAGAAGAAAUCGUGGAAAAUAUAGAAAAAAGAAUCGUAUUAAGGGUUACGAGACGAUGAAACAAAGAAAGGUUAGAAAACGCGAGAAGAGUUUAUACGUACAACUGCGUAUCGUCGCAAUGGUUAUUAACCUACUAACCACUUGUUUCGACAGUCAUCGAUCGUGCAGCGAUUAUCGAAUCGUUUCGCUAUCGUCGAUUGCUCGAUUUCCUUCGAUUUGACGAGUGGAAGGAUCCAUUUUUGUGUUCUUCGUUUUCUUUUUUCGUUUAUUCGUAGAAUGUGUCGAGCGAAUAUUUACGACAUACCGGUUGAUCGGGUAUAAUUAGCAUGGGUACGCUUUCUACGAGCUAUUUUUCCUACGACAAAUCCUGUGUUUAGAAUCGUUAACGCAACAGCCGUCGCAUGUAUUUACGAAAGAAAAAAUACGAAGAGUGAAUGAAUAAAUAAUGGAGUCGUAUUAUUGAUAGUUGAAGAAUGAAUCGAAUAACGAAAAAAUCGUUGUCAUAUAAUAAUAUUAUCGCACAGGUUGUGCCUGAAGAGAAAAGGAGAUCGGGAAUGAGCUAGGAUUCGCCGAAAGUUAAAUCAAGAAAAUCUUGAAAAGGAGAUGAUGGAAAAAAGACGUCUGUCUCGAUGUAAAGGAACGUAUAAAGAGAAUAAUUACUACAGACACUUAUUAUACACCUCUAUAGUCUAUUUAAUAAUAUUACUUAUUGAAUUGUCAAUCUCAUGUUCACCUUGUUUCAUCGUUUUUAAAUAGUUAAUAAACGUUUUACCAAUUUUAAA
Apis cerana (Asiatic honeybee) is the source of this 10497-nucleotide messenger RNA. It is a transcript of the gene dlg1, whose product is annotated as MAGUK family member discs large 1. Gene Ontology annotation, molecular function: protein kinase binding. The record is from RefSeq and is a predicted model, not a curated record. NCBI's taxonomy places the organism in Eukaryota, Metazoa, Arthropoda, Insecta, Hymenoptera, Apidae. Gene Ontology annotation, biological process: cell-cell adhesion; chemical synaptic transmission; receptor clustering. Gene Ontology annotation, cellular component: neuron projection; postsynaptic density membrane; neuromuscular junction.